Messenger RNA from Vigna umbellata (rice bean), 3090 nucleotides. The record is from RefSeq and is a predicted model, not a curated record. Lineage: Eukaryota; Viridiplantae; Streptophyta; Magnoliopsida; Fabales; Fabaceae.
UACAACGUGAGAAAGAAAUGGCAAUGACUCUUACGUUAAAAAAAGUUUCUGUUCCUUAAAUUUUAUCCCCGUGUCUUCUCUGCCUAUUCAUCUUAGAAUAAAUAAUUGCCACCACACCUUCGCUUUCACUAUGAAUUGGAAUUUGAAAGAGUUUAUUAGUGAGGGCUGUAACAAUUUUUCAAUAGUCAACGCAGAAAUGGGUAGCAGCAGCAUACCAGAAAAUAAAAUUGAAACCACAAAAACUGACCAAUUCCAACCUCUUUCCCUUCCUCAAUUCCAAUUUCCAAAGCCAUUUCUUACUUGUCUCAGUUCUGCAUUUCUUCAAAUUACACCAUGAAACCUAUCUUAACUCUCUCUUGCAUUUUGUUUUUCUGCACUACCAUUUCGGCUCGCACUUUUUCAUAUAUCACUCCAAAUUUCUCUGCCUCAUAUCUUCAUUUCAUCGAUGACUUUGGUACGUUCCUGGUGUCUCCCAAUAACACGUUCAAGGCUGCUAUAUUCAACCCCGGUGGUCAGCAAACAAGUUUCUACCUGUGUGUCAUUCACGAUGCGUCCAAAACUAUCAUUUGGUCUGCUAACCGUGAUGCCCCCAUCUCAGAUUCUGGAAAAAUGCUUUUAACUGUCAAAGGGAUCACAAUUGUCGACUACGAUGGGAACACCAAAUGGUCAACGCCAUCACUCAAAUCACAAGCAAAUAGGCUUGUGCUGACCGAGAUGGGAAAUCUCGUCUUACAGGAUACGUCCAAUGGUUCUCUCUGGGAGAGUUUCCAAAGCCCAACCGAUACAAUUGUUAUUGGACAGCGUUUACCUGUCGGAGCGUCUUUGUCAAGUGCAGCAUCGAAUUCAAACUUGUCAACAGGAGAUUUCAAGCUCACGAUUUCUUCCUCUGAUGCAGUGCUGCAAUGGUAUGGACAGACCUACUGGAAACUUUCAACUGAUACAAAAGUUUUUAAGAAUUCAAAUAAUAUGGUGGAAUACAUGGCCGUAAACAAUUCAGGGUUUUAUCUAUUUGGAGAUGGUGGAACAGCUUUUCAACUGGGAUUGCCACUGGCUAAUUUUCGAAUUGCCACGUUGGGUUCCUCUGGGCAGUUCACUAUCAACAGCUUUUCUAGCGCUGGCUUGACGCAGGAGUUUGUGGGGCCAGAUGAUGGUUGUCAAACUCCCUUGGCUUGCGGAAGAGCAGGGUUAUGCACUAAGAGCACUGAUUCCUCUUCACCUGUUUGUUCUUGUCCCCCAAACUUCCGCGUAGGCUCAGGUACUUCUGGUGGUUGUGUGCUGAGCAAUGGAUCCCAUUCCCUGUCACUUGCUUGCGAAAAUUCUUCAGUUGUUUCGUUUUCUAAUAUAGGGUAUGUUCAAUACUUUGGCACUUUUUACUCGGAUCCGGUUAUGUAUAAAGGGGAUUUAUCUUCCUGUCAAAAAUUUUGUUCCAAUAACUGUUCCUGCUUGGGAAUUUUGUAUAAAAACACAUCUGGUUCUUGCUACACGAUUGAGAAUGAGUUGGGGUCCAUUCAGGCAAGUAAUGGAGAUAACAGAAUGUUGGGGUUUAUUAAAACUAACGUUGUUGAAUCUAAAACUGGUACUAACGAUGAUAGUGGUAAUAAGCAAAGUUCUCAAAAUGGGGGAUUUCCUGUGGCAGUAGCGGUGGUGUUACCUAUUAUUGGAUUCAUUAUUUUGAUGGCCAUAAUUUUCCUUGGGUGGAGAAGAUUGAUUCUUCUGUCAAAGAUUAAAGAAGUGAAACUAGGGAAAAACUCACCUUCUUCAGGGGACUUGGAUGCCUUCUACAUUCCUGGAUUACCUGCAAGGUUUGAUUAUGAAGAGCUUGAGGAAGCCACAGAAAACUUCAAGACUCUUAUUGGGUCAGGUGGGUUUGGAACUGUGUACAAGGGUGUGCUUCCUGACAAAUCUGCUGUAGCAGUAAAGAAAAUAGUGAACAUAGGCAUUCAAGGGAAGAAAGAUUUCUGCACUGAGAUCGCUGUCAUUGGAAACAUCCACCACGUGAACUUGGUCAAACUGAAAGGCUUUUGUGCUCAAGGGAGACACCGGAUGUUGGUUUAUGAGUACAUGAACCGUGGAUCCCUAGACCGAAACCUCUUCGGUGGUGGACCCGUGUUAGAAUGGCAAGAGAGGUUUGAUGUGGCGCUUGGAACAGCGCGUGGACUUGCUUACCUUCACAGUGGCUGUGAGCAGAAGGUUAUCCAUUGUGACAUCAAACCCGAGAACAUUCUCUUGCAAGAUCAGUUUCAGGCUAAGAUAUCUGAUUUUGGACUCUCCAAACUCCUCAGCCCCGAACAGUCCGGUCUGUUCACAACAAUGAGAGGCACACGUGGUUAUCUUGCUCCAGAGUGGCUCACCAACUCUGCCAUUACAGAGAAAACUGACGUGUAUAGCUUUGGAAUGGUGCUUCUUGAACUCGUCAGUGGAAGAAAGAACUGUUAUUUCAGGUCAAGAAGCCAUAGCAUGGAUGAAAGCAACAGUGGUGGAGGCCAUUCCUCGACAUCAUCAACAACUGGGUUGGUUUAUUUUCCUCUAUUUGCAUUGGAGAUGCAUGAACAGAAGAGUUACCUGGAGUUGGCUGAUCCAAGACUAGAAGGACGUGUGACAUAUGAAGAACUGGAGAAAGUGAUUCGCAUUGCCUUAUGUUGCGUUCAUGAAGAACCUGUACUGAGGCCAAACAUGGUGACUGUUGUUGGCAUGUUGGAAGGUGGGACUCCAUUGCCAUAUCCGAGGAUAGAAUCUUUGAACUUCCUGCGCUUUUAUGGGCGAAGGUUUACUGAGGCUUCCACAAUAGCGGAAGAAAAUGAGUAUGGUUCUUUGAUGCAUCAAGAAGCACGUAGAUCUACAAGCAUACCAAGUGAUUCACCGUCCCAUGGUUUUUCUUACAUGUCUUCACAAAAUAUCUCAGGGCCGAGAUAGGGAAUCCUGUUUAUGUUUGCUGGUUUUCGAGCGUAACACAAAUUGUAGUAUAAUAUGUCAUUAGCGUGUUAUUAUGUAGAUUAUCUAUUUAAUUCUCUCACUUGUAAUCUCAUUUGGUUAUUAUAAUAACUAUUUGUAAAGGAUUAAAAAUUAAAUUCAGAAGGAUAUUAAGUGCUU